AUGAAAGCAUUUAAGUUUAACGUCACCGAUGAUCACAUUUCCCACUUGAAAAGUUUUUUUUUUUCAGUGUAACAAUACCAUUUUAUCCUUUUCCUUGUUCAAAUGACCAAUAACUGUCCUGAAUGCCGUGCAUUAAGGCACAUGUCAUAUGGCCAUCCUCGAUAUAGUCUUGUCACCUUCACAGCCCACAAAAGGCGAUUCAAAGAUUUUUCGGACGCCUUGGCCUGGCUUCACAUUGCGGCUUUUUUGUGUGGUUUCGCAAUAGUUUUAGAAAGUAGAAAUGAGAGGACUCGCGUAUCAUCCUUGAGAUGCUAUAUUAACAGUUGCCCAUGGAGAUGCAUUGUCAAGGAGCUUCUGGACCCAGUGUCUACUACAGAUAAUAAGUAUGAACAUGGACAUAAACAAGGAUUGCUCUUCGUGCCAGCAACCAUUUUGUCCCGAAUGUCAAUAGUGUUGUUACGAUUUGGAUGGAUGCUCAUUGUGAUUUCGCCUAUCGUAGUCAUUGUGGCCAUCCUAAAGCGAAUUUAAAGCCCAAGGGCAGGGAGAAGGAUUUAGAGCAUGGUAGCUAAAUUGAAAUAAAAAUGUUCAUAGAAAAAGAAUUCCCACAUUGAUCGGACUGAUGGAAAGUAAUAUAAAAAGAUAU
Lobosporangium transversale is the source of this 643-nucleotide messenger RNA. RefSeq lists its product as hypothetical. The transcript is spliced from 3 exons. The record is from RefSeq and is a predicted model, not a curated record. Bases 103 to 528 code for a protein of 141 amino acids. Lineage: Eukaryota; Fungi; Mortierellomycota; Mortierellomycetes; Mortierellales; Mortierellaceae.